Molecule: messenger RNA, 10385 nt
Organism: Biomphalaria glabrata
Lineage: Eukaryota; Metazoa; Mollusca; Gastropoda; Planorbidae
Product: TBC1 domain family member 4-like
Exons: 23
Coding region: 376-4845 (1489 amino acids)
Source: RefSeq, a predicted model, not a curated record
UUCUUGUUGGCCUACUUUCCCCCGACACUGUGACCCUAGAUUUAUUCUAGCUGUACAUAUCAUAGACGUACACUAAAUAUAGAUCUAGAUUAGAUCUGUUUCACUAAUCACUAAUGAUCUGGAUGUUUGAAACAUUUCUUUUUGUUCUUUUCUAUAAUAAUAAUAAACUUUGAUUCCGAAUUUCAAAUAAAGUCUUAGUAAGUUGGACUGAAGACAGUGAAGUAUAACAACAAUUUAACAAUAACAAUAUUUUUUUUUAUUACAAUGUUAUUCAAUAUAGAAAAUAGAAGUUACAAUUAAUAGUUAAGUUAGUAGUUUUAUUAAAUGAUUUAAAUAAUCUUAUCCAAUAAAUAUCGGAUAUUCAAUAUCGAUCUAAUGGCUGAUAAAAUGACCACCAAGGAAAUGGCAGAUGCGGUUAAAACACCACACAGAUUCCAGGCUUUUUAUCUUGGAUCCAUGCCAAUGGACCGGUUAUAUUCACAGACAAUGCAGCCUUGGGUUAUGGCAGAGGUUCGAAGGAAGAGACAGGGCAUCAAGGAUGUUACUCUUGAAGUAUCAGGGGACAUCUUCAGAGUCAUCAACGCAAAGCAGGAAGAAAAUGCCAUUUUGUUAGAGCACAAUGUCAAAGGGAUUACAAGAUUUGCAAAACUUCACCAGGAUCCUCUGUGUUUUGCAUAUCUCACCAGAUACCAACUGAAUGCAGACUUUGAGUGUCAUGUCUUCCUGGCCAAAUCAGAAGAACUUAUACCAAAGAUAUUCAAUGCUAUCAGAGUUGCCACUAAAGAUGCCACGGUGAUCAAGCCUACAGACACUCCUCCUGCUGGUGGUGGAGCCCAGGCUGAGCCAGGCUUUGACUGGGAGGGGGGUGAACAGUCCAGAUCUCUCUUUGAGGUGAAAUACAUGGGCCGAGCCAAGGUGGCCAGUAAGCGCGUGACAGCUGAAUAUAUCGACUGUUUAGCAGAGAAAAUGAUUGCCAGAGAGGAAGAUCUGCUGAUGAAAAGACUGGAAGAGAGAGAGGAGAAAAUAAAACAGGAAGAACAAAAGCGUAGUCGCCAUGCCAGUGAUACAAGUUCUCAAUCUUUGCCAGACAGUUUGGAGUCUGAUGUAUUUGUAGACAACCAACUGGCUCAGCAGAAAUCAGCUUUGCAUGUGACUUCUGCCAAGAGUGAGAAUACUUUGUCUAGCCAAGCUGCUGUAAAAAAAGGUGCUUCCAGUGUAGAGCCAGUCUCUAUUUCACCUUCAUCUCAAAUGCUGAACAGUAUAAAUGAGAACCCUCAAUUUCUGAAAACAGCAUCAACCUCAGACAGUGAUUCUAGCAGAGAAAAUCUCAACUCUUCGUUUGAGCAUUCCUUGCUACCAGUAUCAUUGAGCUCCAGUCCAAGGCUUCUCCAUACAACUUCUAUAGCAAGCGAUCCCCUGGGGGUGAUACCUACUGUUGUUGAGACUGUUAAACCUGAACCUACUUCUGCAUCACCCCUUAAGAGUGAUCUUCUGCGAAGAAGGCAUUCAUCUCACAGGGAGGAAGGAAAUAUUUAUUACGUUUCUGAGAGGUUCCGCAGGGCCAGUGGUGACUCUGCUGAUAGCAUAAGCAUAACCUAUGAGCCAAGCCGUGUGAUGGUACUGCAGAUCAGUCACCAAGACAUUUCUCUGAUAAGCCUAGAUAAGAAAGUGUCCAUUCUAGAAUGCAAGUUUCAGGACAUCUCUUCAAUUUCUCAGGGUAAGAUAAAACAGGACAUGUUUGGUGUAGUGGCUAGAGAUGGCUCUGUCUUCAUAUGCUACAUCUUAAAGUGUCUCUCUGACUCAGUGGUGACUGAGAUCAUGAGCACUUUACAGACUGCCUUCACUGUAGCCUACAGCAAGAAAUCGGCUGCUGCAACAUGCAACAACAACAAUGCUGCUGGUGCAGCUUCCAGUACCACCCAGGUCUGCACUAUGUGUCCACUACACCAGCUCCAUAGGAUAAGCCAAGAAUUAAGCAGUAUGUCACCACAGACUGGUUAUGAUUAUCUAGUCAAGAAGAUGAAAAACUUGAUGGACAAAGAUUACAAUGAUAUAUUCCAUCAACUUGAAGCUGAAGAGACUGAGAGUUUAGAGGAGUCCAUUGAAGUCUUGAUGAUUGGUUUAAGACAGCUGUGUGAGAGGAAGCAGAAAGAACAUACACACAUCUCAGCAGAAGGUCAUAAGCAAGCUUCCACAGAGAUUAAUUUACUCGAGGAAAAGACCAAACUUUUUGAAGGGUUCAGGUCCAAGGCCAGGAAAAGUCUAACAACAUCUUUUGAGACUCUCUUGAGGGGUAAGAAGAAAGAGGACGCCAAGGAUGGCAUGAGGCAGAGAAGCUGGACAACGGACAGUGAGGCUAGCUGGGCGUCCAAGGAUUCCUCCGCUCCGUCCACCCCAGACAUCUCCCCCAUGCCGUCGCCCAUGAGCAAAGAGUUCCAGCAUGACUUUCCCAGCCCGCCCACCUCGCCAGGCAUCAGGAGACGCAGCGCCACCCUAGACAGCCUGGGCUCCGUGAGCCGCCCUGAGGGCAGGAGGAGGGACGUGAACCACAAUAAGACUCACAGCCCUAUGAAGACCUCAUUCCUGCUGGCAACAAACACUCCUCAGCAUUCAGACAGCACUUCCUCAUCUGUGGUCAACUCCCCUAUGGAUGACCACACCUUGUUAGCAUCCAACAGACGGCCCAGCUCAUCUUGGAGAAAGGCCAUCUUUAACAGAGUGUGUACCCCUCAGCAUUCUCUGGAGUAUGGUGACAGCCUUGACGGGAAGCUCCACAACACAGUUGAGAUACGAGGCAUGUGGAAAAAAGCCAUACUGGAGACAUUGCUCCUUAUACGUAUGGAGAAGGAGAAUCAUGAUAUACGUGAAUAUUUCGUCUUUUAUGGAAGUCUUUCUGUGGUAGUAUUUCGUGCGAGACAAGAGGAAGGGGGAGCUAAUGUAUGUCGUAAAUUAGACUAUCAAGAGUUGACUCCCUGCCUUAAAGAAAUCACAUUUGUCUGGGAACAGAUGCUGACUUUACAUGAAGAACAGGAAGGAAGUGAGCCAGCAGAGGAUGGGAAGACUGUUCCUCUAGUGAAACUCUUAGACUAUGUCAAAAAGGGUGUUCCUCGAAAUCUGAGAGGUCAGAUCUGGCUGUUUCUCAUGCAGCAGCGGCAGAUGAGCAGUGCUGUGCCUGACAGCACCUGUGACCCCUGUGACUAUGAUGACCUUCUGAAACAGUUGACCACACACCAGCAUGCAAUACUUAUUGACUUAGGCCGCACCUUCCCCUGUCACCCUUACUUUGCCAAAGCUCUGGGACCUGGCCAGCUAGAACUGUUCAAUUUGUUGAAGGCCUACAGUCUACUGGACCCUGAAGUUGGCUACUGCCAGGGGUUGUCAUUUAUAGUUGGAAUGCUGUUGAUGCAUAUGGAGGAAAUUUCUGCUUUUCAUGUUCUGAAGUAUAUGAUGUACCAUCUGGGUCUAAGGAAACAGUUUCGACCAAACAUGACUGCCCUACAGAUUAAAUUGUACCAGCUGACUCGACUUCUCCAUGACCACUACAAGGAUGUGUAUGACCACUUUGAGACUCAUGAGAUAUCUCCCACUCUGUACGCUGCCCCCUGGUUCCUCACACUGUUUGCCUCACAGUUUCCUUUGGGCUUUGUCUCUAGAGUUUUUGACAUGAUAUUUGUUCAAGGCAUUGACUGUUUGUUUAAAGUGGCUCUGAUGCUGAUAGGGAAUCAUAGAGCCUUGAUCUUGCAGUGUGACUCAUUUGAGAGUGUUGUAGACUUUCUCAAGACCACACUGCCUGAGAUGGUCCAGGUCCAGAUGGAGAGAAUCAUCAACCAGGCUUUUGAACUAGACAUCACUAAGGAGCUUCAGGCCUAUGAAGUGGAGUAUCAUGUGCUGAGUGAGGAGAUGACCUAUUCCCCUCACAAUGACCACCUCCACCCAAGCCAUCACAGCAAACAUUACCACAGCAAGCCUUUGUCCCCACCCUCCAGCAGCAGACUGGUGGACAGACGUCGGUCCUCCAUAGACAUAGAGAUGAUUUACUGUAUGGAACAGCAGAACAGGAUGCUGAAAAAUCAGAACAUGGAUUUGUUAGAGAAAUUACAGCAUGCCCAGUCCCAACAGCGUAGCUCUGAGCACAGUGUGCAUGUUCAUCAGAUAGAAACAGAGAAGCUUAAAUCGCACAUUCGCACUCUAGAACUGGAGCGAGGUGCUCUGCUCCAGGCAGUGGCCAAGCUCAAGAAAAUCAUUCCCCGAGAUGCUUUACUCCAGCUAAAUCUGGCACUUCCUCCCAUGCCAGAUUGUCAUUCUCCACUUCCACCAUCCAAACCAGCGCUCCUUCAAGCCAGCACUCAAGUUUCGGAAAGGGACUUCAGCUCGGACUUUUCAGACCUGACAGAGCGGACUGAUGUUUGUUUUUCCCUCAGCAAUUCCAGCACCUUUUCAGACUCCUCCAAUGCCAAGAGCAAUUGUGAAUCUCCACUUUGUGCAACCACCACGUCUGAUGAUUCCUUAAUACUUCCUUUGGCUUCAGCCACUCUUUCUCUAGAACAUUGUACUGCUGAUUCCACAAAGCCCAGUUCACCUGUGCAGAACACUUCCCCUUGCGCUGAUGGAGAUCCUAGCAGAACUCUCACUAGGACUCCUCCUCGCAUCACACUACCCAUGCCUCAUUUACAUUUGUCAACUGCUGCCUCUACUGAGGCCUACCCUUCCAGGAGCAUUUCCAACAAGCCAGGCAGCAUUCCAAACAGCACACCUCUCACACCAGAGGAGAGAAGAAGAACAGUGAAGGUUGUUGUGCAGCAGUCACCAACAAAUUGUCAAGACAAACCCAGUUCUGGAAGAUAAUAUUUGAAAUAAAACCUAGUUUUGGAAGGUAAUGAAAUAAAACCCAGAUCUGGAAGAUUAUAUUUGAAAUAAAACUUAGUUUUGGAAGGAUAUGAAGUAAAACCCAGAACUGGAGAGAUAAUAUUCAAAAUAAAACCUAGUUUUGGAAGGUAAUGAAAUAAAACCCAGAACUGGAGAGAUAAUAUUUAAAAUACAACUUGGAUUUGGAAGAUAAUAUUUGAAAAAAAAAAUCUACUUCAGGAUAAUGAAUUGAUAGUGUGAAAAAAAGACAGAAUGGGUAUAUAUACAUUUUUUGUUUCAAGUAUUUCUUAAAAGAAAUAGUAGUUCAGCUUUCUGGCACUUGGACAUACAAAUAUGAAUUUGGUUUCUUAUUCAAACUUAAAUUGUUAGAUUGAAAGAAAUACCAACAACAUGGAUGUCUAAACCAAGUUGAUUUACAUUUGGUUUGAUUCCUAUAUUUACUUGUUUUUACAUUGGAAUUUAGGAAAUGUGUGUGUGUACAUGUACUUUGAAGAUGUCUACUUCUUCAACAUCAUGGAGCUUUGAACUGUUUCUCAGUAGGUACAUGAGUUUGUCAUUUCAUGUGAGGUCAUUGGUUAUCCAGUAUAUUAAUAAUUAUAACUGACCAAGUACAUUGUGGACCAACUGACUUAAAAGGUGAAAGCUGUGAGCGUGGUCAGAUAUACAUUUAUGAGUUUCAUGCUAUGAUGUUUUAUUCAUCAUCCCAUCACCUGCAGAAUCAGAAAUAGCUUGGCAAUAGAUGACAAAUUUAUCUCUGGGCAAUAGUUGACAGGAUUUAUCUCUUGGCAUUAGAUGACAGGAUUUAUCUCUUGGCAUUAGAUGACAGGAUUUAUCUUUUUACAAUAGAUGACAGAAUGAUAUAUCUUUUUACAAUGGAUGACACAAUAUAUCUUUUUUACAAUAGAUGACAGAAUGAUAUAUCUUUUUACAAUAGAUGACAGGAUGAUAUAUCUUUUUACAAUUGAUGACAGGAUAUAUCUUUUUACAUUACAUGACAGGAUAUAUCUUCCUACAUUAGAUGACAGGAUUUAUCUCUUGGCAAUAGAUGACAGACUUCAUCUAUAGAAAGAAACAAGAAAUGAUGAACUAUUUUUAUAAUGCUAAUGGGAUUUUUGAACAUUUUCUUUGAGCUUCUCAAAAUCUUGUGUUAUUAUUAUUAUGUCAGAAUGGGCUGUGGAUUAAUUUUAAUUUAGACAAUUACAGUUUCUUUUUGUUUUUUUUAACUUAUUGCAUUUAUUUUAUCUUCUGGCCAUUUUAUUUUGUUUCACCCAUUUUUUAAAUGUCAAUAAUUAUUUUUGUAAAGCAUAUUAUAAAGAUGUUGUUUUUGUUUACGUAAAUAGUAUUAUUUUAAUGGUAGCAUUCCCCUAGCAAAUAUCAGUGCCAAGUAAACAAAAAAAUUAAACCUAUUAUUGUAAUGUCUUACAAAUAAAAGUAUUUGACUAAUAGAAUAUCUCCACACUUACUAUGCGAACAAAGGGACACAAAUAGUUUCCAUUAUAGAUCAGUCCAAUAGUGUGAACAAAGUCACUUCUAGAAUGUUGUCAAUUUAUUGCAAUUAUAAAGGAACAAUGUUUAAUUUGAACUUGUUUUAGAAAGCUUAUAUCAACCCAUUCUGUCUGGUAAAAGUUUGGACACAUUGUCUCUCCCACUCCCAAUGUUGAAUCAAGCUGAAAUUUUGAAUAAUUUCUUUUACCUGAGAAAAGAAUCAAUAAAAAAAUUACCAGUGGCUUAAUUAACUAUUGGUUAGUAAUUAGUUUGUUUGAUAUCGAACAAAGGAAAGAAAUUGUACUUGAAUGAUGUGGUGAUAUAAGUGGAAUUAGCCUCCUUUAUACUUUAUAGGUCGCUGCUUUAAAGCUUGAUGCUAGCAAUAGAUAACUGUAAAACCUUUUAUUUUCAUAAGUGAUUCUCUGUCUCAGGGGUUAGUGUGUUGGCUUGAAGAGGAUUGAGCCCUCAAGUUCAAAUUAAGGUCUUUCAACUAUUUUUUUUAAUAAAUUUAUUUAAAAAGUCAUCAUGGUAAGAUGCAGCUAGAUACCCCAUUCUUCCCUAACCCCUUUUCCCCAUUUGGUCCAGACCAGUGAUAGAAUCAGAGCGUAGUAAGAAAGCAUAACAUUGUACUAAACAAAAACAAUAGGUAAAAAUAUUUCUAUUCGCUCAGAUUUUUUAUUACACAUUUAAUGACAUGACUGAACUAAUAGAUACAAAUAUGCUUUAUAUAAGCUUUGGUGUUUUUUAUAAGUAUUUUCAUAUAUUCUUGUUGUCUUUACUUUUGGUAUAGAGGCAACAGGUUUGUUUACUUUAUUUCAAGAUUUUAUUAGAGCAUGUGAUUGAAAUAGAUAUUAUUCUUUCAGAGUUCGAAAUAUUUGGAAACUUGUUUAUAGGCCAAUUGAAAUGUCCUAAAGUUGCGAGGUUUACUCUUGAGUUUUUGUUCUCGUUCAUUUUUUAUACAAUAAAACUAAAUGAACUUCUUUGUCUCUUUCUUGUCUUAGAAUUCACAUUUUAUUUCUAGUUAUAUAAAUCUUGGCUUUCUUUUCUGUCCUGGAUUUAAUUUUUUUUUCUUAUUAUGACCCAUAGGAAUAUAAAAAUAAAAAAAUUACUAAGUCACUUUUUUUUUUUUUUUUUAACUUUUUAUUAAUGUUUUUUUUCUCUUUUUCAAAUUAAUAAAUUUUAUUAUAAUUUUUUUUUUUUUUGAAGACUGAUAAUCUGAUAGAUCUACCCAUUCAAGUGAAUGUGGUAUUCACAAAAGGCAAAAUUUUAUCACAUGAAAACAUUGAAUAGUUUUCUUAUUUUAUAAGAAGGAAGUGAUAAACAAAACUGUUUAGUAGAACACAUAAUGAAGCUGCACACAUGCAUGUGCAACAUAUCAAAUCUAAAAAUAUGUUUAAAUGUAGUUUUAAAAAAAAGGUUAGUGUGCCAUCUUGAAAGUGGCAAUUAUUGAGUUGUUGUUUUUUUAUUUUUUAUGAAAUAGUAAGGUAAAAUCAAUUCUAUUUAUUAUCCAAGAAUAUGUUGUAACAAGUGAAAUGUCAAAAAAUGAUUUUUUUUUAAAACUUUGCUUAUAUUAGGUGGAAUUGCAUCAAUUAUUUGAAUCAAUCAAAAUUGUAAACAAUGUUACUCUCCAGGUCUUGGGACUUUAAUGCUAUCUUGCAUUUUGACACGAGUCCCAUUGGCAUUUUGGAGGAGGGGGUGAGAACAUCUUUCUAUUGCAAGGCUUUUCUCUCAUCAGCUUAGCACAUUUUCCAUAUAAAAAAAAAUAUAAUUAAUGACUAAUUUUUGGAUUAACUGGUUAAUUUUAUUUUUUUUAUUGAGUCAUGUGGUGUCAUUGACAAUGAAUAACUGCAAAGUUUCAACAUGAUCUGAAAAUGGGAAGUGGGAGAACUAACGUGACCAAAGAGUUUGACCAGACAGACAGAAAGUGUGACUUAAGUGAGCUAACAAUGAAGAGAUUGAUAUUUAUAUUUCUGAUUGAUAUUUAUAUUUUAAGAAAUCAAUUUUAUCUGUAGGUGACACAUCUGUUAAGAACAAACCAUAAUGAUGUAAUUUUAUUAAUUUUAUUUAGUUAAUCAUGAACAAAUAUAAAGUUUAAAAUCAAUUUAUGUUUAUGUUUGUAAAGUAUCCGAGCAUCUCAAUUAGUGUUGUGGGCUAUUGUUAUUAUUUAUUGAAUAGCUUUCUAACUCACCAAAAAAAACAUUUGAUUUGGUUCACUUUGAACCAGAAAAGUUGAUUUUUUUUAAUUUUCUGUUGUCAUUAUGGCUAAUAGACCAAUCAGUUCUCAAACAUUUCUAACAGUAUGUUUCAUAACUAUGUAAAAAAAUAAACAAUUCACUUUCACCAUUUCAUUAAGUACCACUGUGAAUAGUUAGUCAAUGUGAGUUUUUCUGUUUAUUGUGGAAACUUUCAGAAAGGUUUGUCAAUGUGAUUGAAGACAGUACCAGUUCUGUAUUGGGAAACUUUUAAGGAAUUAAAAAGCAUGGUUUCUACUAUUUAGUUUGACUAUGUUGGCAUUAGUGUAGUGACGCAGAGCCAAAAAUAUUCGUCAAUAAAAACAAUGCAUCACUUCUAAACACUUUUUACAUUAAAUAAAACAUUCUUCUUUCUUUAGCACAAUAGUUAACAUCUAUCCAUGUUUUAACAUCUAACUUGGAAAGUUUUAGCUGAGAGAUCUCUAUUCUAGAUAUCUUUUCUUCUAACCAAUUCUAAAUGAGUUGUAGCUCUGUGUUUUACUCAAGACUUAGUAAACCUUUGUCUGAAUCUUUUAUCUGCAUAUUUUUUUGUAUUUACUUUAUUUUUAAAUCAAUUUUUUAACUUUUGUUAUUUAUUUACCAAGAAUCUCAAUCUCCAAUUUCAACUUUCAUUUUCUAACAAAGUUCUAUGGAUACUCAUCAAUUUUGUCUACAAUGUGACUGCAUGAAUCUUCCUUUUUUUUAAUCAUAUAUUAUGUUUCCCCCUCUCCAACUAAAUCUUUGAUGUGUGUUAUUUUAAACUUUUGUUUUAGUUUUGCAAUACUGUUUUAAUAUUACUUUCUUGAUAUACUUUGAUACUGCAUUUUGUUGUUGUUGUUUGUUUGUUUUUUGUUUUUUUAUUACAUUGUUGCAGUAAGUAACAAACUUUGCUAAAACAAAAUGAAUGAAACACUUUUGAGAUAUAAAUCUAAGAAUUCAUAUAAAUAGGAAAUGUUAAAUAUUUGACAAUGAAGUUCUAACACAAUACAGAUUUGUUAAGACCUUUUAAAAAAAAUAUUGACUGCUAUUUAUUUAGCAUUAAUAGUAGUACAUAAAUGUUUGAGUAAAAUGCACCAGUGCACACAGACUAAACAUUCAAAAUAUCUAGGUGUAAUAAUAAAUGAAGUUAUAAUGGAACCCCCAUAUUAUAAAAUUAUUAGAAAAUCAAAGCAUUAUGAUUUCUUUUAAAGAACUUUUUACAAAAAAUACAGAAACAUAGAACAAAAAUGCUAUUUAACUUUAGUUAGGCCAUUUUUAGAAUAUGCAUUCUCUGUAUAGGAUUCCCUCAACUCAAGAAAACAUUAAGUAACUACAAAAGAGAUGUGAGAUUGAUAUAAAAUAUAUAUUUACAUUUGAUAAGACAUCAAUGGUAACACAGUUAAUAAAAUAAUUAAAAUUAGAGGACACUUCAGGACAGAAGAAUAAAAAGUAGCAAUAAAAUACAUAAAAACACUAAACUAUAUUUACAAAUAGAAAAACAAAACCUAAUAAAAUACCCAGAAAGACACUAAGAUAAAGGCACAUUCCUUAAUCCACAGUACAAAUUCAUAUAAGUGUUCCUUCUUCCCUAGUGCCCUUGGAGCAUGGAAUGAAUUGCUUGAAUUAGGAAAGCCAACGACAUAGAAGAGUGUAAGUCACUGAUGAACAUGCAUGAUUAGAUUGAUGCAUGAAAUGUGUAGGGCGUAAUUAUCUUCCCUUUGAAGUAGCAGCUGUUACUCAUAAGAUAAAAACCAACAUAUAUUUACUUGUUUAAAAAUAGGAACUAAAAACCAACAUAUAUUUACUUGUUUAAAAAUAGGAACU